Messenger RNA from Myodes glareolus (Bank vole), 984 nucleotides. Its product is annotated as vomeronasal type-1 receptor 94-like. The record is from RefSeq and is a predicted model, not a curated record. NCBI's taxonomy places the organism in Eukaryota, Metazoa, Chordata, Mammalia, Rodentia, Cricetidae. Gene Ontology annotation, molecular function: pheromone receptor activity. Gene Ontology annotation, biological process: G protein-coupled receptor signaling pathway. Gene Ontology annotation, cellular component: membrane.
AAUCUCACGACUUCUAGUCCUUUUUCAUUGUUCCAACAUGAGAUGAAUGAGAACAGUGGACUCCACACUAGUUCCAACUUAAGGAACACCCUUCUCUCUGAAAGUGGUGUUGGGAUCGCAGCCAACAGUAUCCUUCUUCUCUUCCACAUCCUCAAGUUCUUUUGUGGGCACAGGCCCAAACCCACUGACCUGUCCAUUGGUCUCUUGGCCCUAAUCCACCUACUGAUGCUACUGAUCAUGGCAUUCACAGUUACAGACAUUUUUAUUUCUUGGCAGGGAUGGGAUGACAUCAUAUGUAAAUUCCUUCUCUACUUGCACAGAGUUUUUAGGGGUGUCUCCCUGUGUACCACCAGCCUGUUGAGUGUCCUUCAGGCUAUCAUCCUAAGUCCCAGAAGUUCCUGUUUGGCAAAGUUCAAGCAUAAAUCUCCCUAUCACAUCUCAUGUGCCCUUCUUCUCCUGAGUAUUUUUUAUAUGUUCAUCAGCAGUCACCUCUUAGUGUACAUUAUCGUCACACCCAACUUGACCUUGAAUAACUUUAUGUUUGUUACUCAGUCCUGCUCUAUUCUACCCAUGAGUUAUCUCAUGCAAAGUACAUUUUCUACACUGCUGGCACUCAGGGAAGCCUUUUUUAUUAGUCUCAUGGCCCUCUCCAGCGGGUACAUGCUGACUCUCCUGUGCAGGCAUAAGAAGCUGUCCCAGCAUCUUCACAGCACUAGACUUUCUCCAAAAGCAUCUCCAGAGAUAAGGGCCACCUGGUCCAUCCUGCUGCUCUUGAGUGUCUUUGUGAUGACGUCCAUCAUGGACAGCAUUGUCUCCUGCUCAAGAACUAUGUUCCUGGAUGAUCCAACAUUUUACUGCAUCCAACUCUUAGUGGGCCAUAGCUAUGCCACUUUCAGUCCUUUUGUGUUUAUGAGUACUAAAAUAUAUAAAGGUAACUUGUUGAGGUCUAUGUGUGAGGGUGAUAAAUGUCUGAAUAUUCAUUGA